Molecule: messenger RNA, 1556 nt
Organism: Trichogramma pretiosum
Lineage: Eukaryota; Metazoa; Arthropoda; Insecta; Hymenoptera; Trichogrammatidae
Product: phosphatidate cytidylyltransferase, mitochondrial-like
Exons: 3
Coding region: 354-1472 (372 amino acids)
Biological process (GO): CDP-diacylglycerol biosynthetic process; cardiolipin biosynthetic process
Cellular component (GO): mitochondrion
Molecular function (GO): phosphatidate cytidylyltransferase activity
Source: RefSeq, a predicted model, not a curated record
CCACGCAUUUGUCUGAAAAGAAAGUGAAUUAGACAGUUUGUAAGCCUAUAUACACACAAAAGGCUCUAACGUCACAUCAAAGUUUAAAAUAGCUUAGUUUUAAUCGAGCCACGAACUAAGCAUUAUCAAAGUAUAGAGUAUUUUUCAAUAAUCUCAGCUUCAUAAACGAGGAAAUUCGUUUCUGUCAUUGCAAUACAGUUGAGAUCAAAACAUCGACGAUACAGUAAAUAUAGAUAUCCGAAAUGGCUUUCAAACAAGUGGACAAGUGUAAAAUUGCUUUUCUGAAAUGUUAGUGACUGUAUUAUUGGUGAUUUUAGGUGUACACAGUGCAAGUGAACAUUAAAUCAACAAAAAUGAUUGAUAAAGUUUCACAACUUCGCAGUGUACUUCGUGACUUCCCCAGGAGUAUGAAGUUCUGUUUUGCUUAUGGAUCUGGUGUGCUUAAACAAAAAAGUGAUCCGUCAAAUAAUAUGUUGGAUUUAAUCUUUGUUGUUUCUAACCCCUACAAUUGGCACGCUGAAAACAUGAUUAAAAACCGGCAUCAUUAUGCUCAACCUCUCAAGUUAUUUGGUCAUAAGGCUGUAGCUAGAGUUCAAGAAUCUUGGGGAGCUGGAAUAUAUUAUAAUACCCUUGUCACAACAGCUGAAGGUCGUAACAUAAAGUACGGUGUAGUGUCUGAAGUAUCUCUAGUCGAAGAUCUUUUGGAUUGGAACAAGUUGUAUUUGGCCGGUAGAUUACAUAAGCCAGUUGAAGUUAUACAAGAGCCUGAAAAAAUUUCUCCAAUCAGAACGGCUCUUAUUCAAAAUUUACAUUCUGCUGUUCAUGUUGCACUGUUGUUAUUGCCAGAGCAUUUUACAGAAGAACAAUUUUUUAUGACCAUAGCUGGAUUGUCUUAUCAUGGGGACUUUCGUAUGAUUAUUGGUGAAGAUAAAGAUAAAAUAAGUAAUAUUGUCAAACCACAGAUGAAAAAUUUUAGGGAACUUUAUGCUCCAAUAUUAAAAAACUUUGAUCCUUUUAUUGAUUUUCCACUUGGAAGUAAUGGUGAAAUUACUUGUAGACAAGACGUUAGUCCUGUAACAAAAGUACAUCAUUUUAAUCAACUUCCUAAAAUUCCUCAAAUGAUGCUUGUAAAAAAUUGGUCUACAGGACCGAGAUCACAAGAUACAGAGGACUGCUUGCGAGCAAUUGCUAAUGAUCCUGACUCAGACGAACUUUUAAGCCUGUGUCUGAGAAAAAUUGUAAUGCAUUCUAGUUUAACGCAAAGUUUGAAAGGUAUAGUUACAGCUGGUUUAGGAAAGUCUAUUAGAUACAGUGGAAAAAAAUUAUCCAAAAUGAUGAGCUCGCUGAAGAAUAAAAAAUUGUUACCUCCAUCAGAUUUCAGACUCAAGACGUCAAAUGUACAAAAAAUUGCUCAAGAGAAAGCACCAUUAAAAUUAUCAAAUAGUGACAAGACUUCAGAAAAAAUUCACUGAAAAAUGGAUUCAGAUUCAGGAUCAGACUCUGAAUGCUAUGGUCCAGCAUUACCACCCUCGAUGCAGAAACUGCCUAUCCUGGGU